Messenger RNA from Rotaria sordida, 1047 nucleotides. The record is from the annotation of a GenBank genome assembly. NCBI's taxonomy places the organism in Eukaryota, Metazoa, Rotifera, Eurotatoria, Philodinida, Philodinidae.
AUGUCUAUUUUUCGUACAUAUCCAGCAAUUCGAGAAAAAUAUGAUCAAAAUGUUCCUACGGGACAUAUGACUGAAGCUGAUUUUUGGCGAACAUUUUUUCAAUCACAUUAUUUUACUAUGGAUCGUAUGCAUUCAUCUCAUUCGCGUGAUCUUUUUACAGAUUGUGUUAAACGAGAUGAUGAAAAAAUGCAUAAUGAAGCAGAACGGGCUAGUCGAAAAGCAAUGGCUGUAAUUGCACCAGAAACCAAUGAAACAAGUGAAAUUGGUUAUGGUGUUAAUGAAAGUAUUACAGAAACAACAGGAAAAAAUGAUUUAAAUAAGAAUCUUAUUAAACGAUUUAAUUUUCAUUCAACUAUGAUACUUAAAAGUACACUUGGUUUAGAUACAAAUAAUGAUACAUCAUCUACAAAUCGAUCAGAAAUUGUUGAUGAUGAUGAUGAUAAUGUUGCCAAAAAAUUUAAACCAGAUGAUGAUUUAGAAGAUUUGCGAACCGAACCACCCGAAGAAACUCAAACAUUAAAAUUAGUUAAUCCUGAAAGAUAUCUACGUGCGCCAACAACAGAUCGUUCACAAAAAAAUUCUGUAUUACAAAUACCCACAAAUCUUAAUAAUCUCAAACAAGAAAUGACCAAUUGGCAUGUUAAUACAGAAUUAAGUUUGAAUUCAUCUUUAGCACAUAGAAUUGUUAAAGAUUUAACACCUGGUGGUGCUCUUAUGCAUGGAACAACGGCACAAACAUUAUCACAAAUUGUCCCUCAAAAUAUUCAAGAAGAAAUGCAAACUAUUUAUAUAUCAUUGAGUGAACUUCUUCGUCAUUUUUGGUCAUCAUUUCCACCGAGUUCACCUUUAAUUGAAGAAAAAAUUCAUCGUGUUCAUGAUACAAUUGAACGUUUUCGAGAAACACAAGUUAAUGCUUUUAAAGAAAAAGUAUCAACUGAUCUUUUAACAGAUUUUCAUUUGGCAGGUCAUAUGGAAGAUCUUAUUGAUACAGCUAAUACAAAAUAUCAUCAAUGGAUUAAAACAUUAUCAUCAACUGGACGAACUUAA